AUGUCCAUGUCAUCGGAGAUGAAACACUCACCUGUCGAACAAUUCGAAGAGGAGGUGGAAGGAAACGUGUAUACUUAUCGCGAGAAAGCGCAAAAUACGGUCAAUUCUGUCUACACUAAGUUGACAACCAGACACGGCUGGUUUGGAGAUUACGAUUAUGUAUACCUCUUUACACCAGAUAUUUGGCCCCUGAACAAGAAAUUCCGAGACUAUGAACAACCAUAUUUCGGAAUUAACGAUGACGUUCCAAUCUUAUUGACUCUACUUUUGGGAGUACAGCACUGUUUAACGCUAAUCUGCAGUCUGGUUGCUGUUCCACUGCUCAUGGGUGAUGCACUUUAUUUGGACUUAGCCCAAACUCAGCACCUCGUUUCGUGUACGUUGAUUACUGCUGGAAUAGCCACAUUCGCGCAGAUUACGCGUUUCAGUAUCUACAAGACACCUUACUUUGUUGGGACUGGUUUGCUGUCGGUGGUGGGGCCAACUUUCGAUAUAAUCGGAAUUGCUUACUCUUACUCGGACUCUCAGUAUGCUAAUGGCUCUUGCAAAAUUGCUGAAGACGGUACGUAUCUCCCAUGUCCAGAAGCACUUGGUGCAUUCUUGGGAUCGAUGCUCUGUACUGUAUGGAUUCAAGUUCUCAUUGCGUUCGUUCCUCCUCGCAUUCUUAAAAGGGUGUUUCCAAACAUGGUCACGGGAACUCUGCUUCUGUUGCUAGCAGUAUAUCUCACUGGUAGCGGUAUGAAGAAUUGGGGUGGUGGAAGCAGCUGCUACAGUUAUGGUACCAACUGUGAUGUUGGAUCCCACCCUGAGCUGUGGGGAGCUCGCGCUUAUAUUGGGCUCGGUUUCAGUACUUUUGUGGCUAUCGUUAUCAUCAGCCAGUUCGGUUCCCCGAUAAUGAAAAGUGCGUCUGUGGUGCUGGGUCUGCUUGUAGGCUGUAUUAUCUCUGCAGCAUGCAAUUACUGGGACGGCAGUGGUAUCAACUCUGCUCCUGCAGGUGAUUUUUUAUGGACCAAAAACUACACUUACUCGGUUGAUGGGUCCCUUAUUUUGUCGCUCUUAAUCAUGUUUGUCGUUGAGGGAAUCAGUUGUAUUCCUGAUAUUGUGUCGACUGCAGAGGCAAGUCACCAGCCGAUUGAAGGUGAAGAGUUCCAAUCAAGAAUUCAAGGUGGAAUUAUGUGUGAUGCACUUGGAAGUGUACUUGCAUCAGUCGGGGGAGGACUUCCUAUGGUUUCUCAAGCUGCCAACAACGGUGUCAUCUUAUUAACGGGCUGUGCCUCAAGAAGAGCCGGGUGGACAGCUGCUGUUCUUUUGGUGCUGAUGGGAAUAUUCUCCAAGAUAGCGGCUACUUUCGCAGCUCUUCCCAAACCUGUGUUUGGUGGUAUGCAGGUCUUUUUGUUUGGUACCAUAGGAGUGGCAGGUAUAAAAGUACUAGCCGCAGUUCCAUGGACGCGCAGAAACAGAUUUAUUCUUUCGUCUGGACUGGGAUGGGGAUUUGCGGGUACGGUAAUUCCCUCCUGGUUCGAUUCCGUUAUCGCUUACACUGGCUCCAACCAAGCCCUUGCCAGUUUUCUCGAGGGUAUUGAGUUGAUUGUUGAGACACCGUUCAUCUUUGGCGCACUGAUUGUGUGCUUUUUGAAUCUCGUUAUCCCGGGCCACGGCGAGGCGAGUCAAAAAGCUGAGGAGCCGGAAGAUAGUGUUGUAUAA
This is a messenger RNA of Kuraishia capsulata CBS 1993, 1704 nucleotides long. RefSeq lists its product as uncharacterized. The transcript has a single exon. Gene Ontology annotation, biological process: transmembrane transport; xanthine transport. NCBI's taxonomy places the organism in Eukaryota, Fungi, Ascomycota, Pichiomycetes, Pichiales, Pichiaceae. Gene Ontology annotation, cellular component: membrane; fungal-type vacuole. The record is from RefSeq and is a predicted model, not a curated record. The coding region runs from base 1 to 1704 and encodes 567 amino acids. Gene Ontology annotation, molecular function: xanthine transmembrane transporter activity.